Messenger RNA from Fusarium redolens, 751 nucleotides. RefSeq names its product AhpD-like protein. Bases 73 to 705 code for a protein of 210 amino acids. The record is from RefSeq and is a predicted model, not a curated record. Lineage: Eukaryota; Fungi; Ascomycota; Sordariomycetes; Hypocreales; Nectriaceae. The transcript is spliced from 2 exons.
AUUCAACUCACCAGAAACUAUUUACAGCUUCGUUGCAUCCAUCAUUACAUCUCCUUCAUUCAAUAAUCAAACAUGGCUUCUUGGGACAACCGCGUCGUCACCAACGAGCACUUGCUCCCUUACGUCGACUCCAACACGGCCUCGCCAGACAUCAAGGCUGCUCUGCAGACUCUGCCGUUUGAGAGAAACAUCUUCAAGCUUCUCGCCAAUAGCAAUGUAUUCUUCAAACCAUUCAUGACUCUUCUUUCCUCCAGCUGGAGUGAAAAUCGAAAGAUUCUACCAUCUGAAUGGCAAGUCACCGUUCUACGUACGGCUGCCACUCUGGAUGCCCCUUACGAGUGGGAUGUUAACGAGCCUGUCGCUCGUGUCCUUGGUCUCACUGAGGAACAAUUUACGGCUCUACGCAAUCCCAAAGAACCGUUGCCUGAGAGUCUUUUUACCCCUCGCCAGCGAUUGAUUGCUCGGAUUGUUGAAGAGCUUAGUCGCCAACCCAAGGUCAGCAAAGAGAUUAUGACCGAGGCUUUGGAAGCUUUCAGUCAUGAAGAGAUCACUGAGAUUUUCUUUCUUAAUGGGAUUUACGGCUUUUUGGCCCGGUUCAUGAAUAGUGCUAGGAUUGAUUUUGAUGAGCCUAUUCCUGGCUUGUUGGACAUUCUGCGCAAGUACAAUGCGUCAGCCAUUGAACGGGAGAAGCAGGCAAAGAAGUAGACUGAAGUAGCUAGUAGUCUUAGAUUCAUAGAAAAAAAAAACUCGU